GCCAUCACCAUCUCCAACGCCCUCGAAUGGCUCAUCGCUGCCUCGAAAUCCCUGAAGUUCUCCUGAUAAUUGCGAGAGAGCUGCGCGAGGAAUCUCUAGCGUCCGUCCUCAAUCUCGCGCUCACCCACUCUUCGAUGUGCGGGCCAUGUCUGGAAGUGCUUUGGGAGAAGCAGACGAUGCUGGUCCCGAUCCUCAAGCUCUUCCCUGAGUGCGAGAUCCGUGAUUGUCCGGGGACAUCUGAAGCGCAGGACCUGGUUCGAGCGAAGAUCCUGACAGGCCCUCCAUCUCGUGACUCCUGGCUCGAAGCGCAGAAGUACGCGCGUCGUGUGAGAGUGUUGGAACUCGUCAAGGAAGACGGAGGGAUAUACUCGAGAUUCCGAAACCGCUACUUCACCGAUGAAGAAGAGGAGGACGAAGACGAGAACGAUGACUCUGACUCUGAGGGCGAUGGCGCUCAGGACGAGGUAGAAGACGGCGAUGACGACGGCCUUCCGGAAAAUGAGGGAGAUGUACUAGGCAAUGUCGCCGGUCCCGAUCCCUCAGGCGAAGCAGAAGGGGUCGACGAUGGCCUUUUCGACGAAAGAGGAAGCGCGGGCGCGGGCGCGGAGGCCGACGACGUCGUACAGAAGUCAGUGGGACUCAGUCGCGAAAACAUGAGGCACCUCUUGCUAUGCGCAGGAGGCGAACCUCUGUUCCCUCGCCUGCGUACCUUGGACUGUACGGAAUCGUGUUCGCCGGCCUUUCUCUUGGAUCUCCCCAGUCUCUUCGCGCCCAGUCUUCGAGAAGUCAUUCUAUCUUUGCGUCUGAUGCAGGAAGAAGAAAAUUUCGCGCUAUACGAGCAUCUUCCUACCGCCUGCCCCGACCUCAAAAGGCUCUCUAUCUACACCGAUGGUCCAUGCGACAUAGAGCAGUCCAAUGCGUUGCGUGACAUGAUCCUCCGGUUCAAUUCGUUGACUACCCUCGGCCUUCCCGAUACACGCCUUCCAGCUCUUGUCCAUCUCGGUCAAUAUGAUGCGUUGGAGUCGCUUGAGCUUACCCUGCGAAAUAACUUCUCGCUGGAUGAAGAUGUCGAGCCCUUCGUCUUCUCAGCGCCCGUCAAACACUUCCGCAUCAAUGCGCACGAUCACGCGCCUCUCGAAGUGGAAUCCCUCCACAUCCUUUGCGAAGAGGAAGCCCCAACAUGCAGAUGUGAUGUCCGAGAGAACACACUCGAACUUCUUGCGUCAGGUUUGGCGCCGAGCGUGAUCCGGCAGCUGCUUUACUACCAGUGUUCCUACAUCGAUCCCACCUGGGGCGCGCUUCCCGCUUCCUGCCUGUUACAAUUCACCGUCUACCCGCAUCUAACACACCUCGGUCUCGACUGCUGGAUCGACGCUACGGAUGCGGACCUCGAAGCGGUGGCCAGGGCACUCCCGCUUCUCGAGCACUUCGUCCUCGAUGUCACAGCGGAGGGGCGCAAUGGCCUCAUGCAGGAUGUGCGAACGACACUCGCGGGGCUCCUUCCCUUCUCGCACCACUGCCGCGACCUUCGGGUUCUGUGUCUGCGUCUUGACGCGACCAGUGUCCCAGCUAUCCCAGAUGCAUCUGAGGCAAGCGCUCCAGUCGCGCACCAUGUGCGCAUGCACUUCGCCGACUCCGCCGUCGCUGACCCUGCCGCGGUCGCGGGCUUCCUUGCGCGCGCCUUUCCGGCCGGAUGCAGCAUCGCACGCUACCCUCCCCGCGAUGGCAUGUACGACCCGUAUCAUACCCCUCUUCUUCCCGUACUAGGCGACACGUUCGAUAAUGAUGCCCAGUGGAAUAUCAAGAAGCGGGGGUCGUGGCCUAUCGGACGGUGGCGAAAGGUUUACGACGAGCUGCGCCGGUUGCAGGGGUCGCCCUAAUGCGCUAUGCUGUAUCUCAUAGCACUGAAGGGGAGAAGAAAUGUGGCCUACCGAGCCCACGGUGUCUCUCCACAGCAUCUCGCAACCCUCAUACAUGAAAUACAUUCGGCGCACGUACGCAUGCUGAUAUCUGCCUCUGAAUGUAUCCUGUUU
Schizophyllum commune H4-8 is the source of this 2033-nucleotide messenger RNA. RefSeq lists its product as uncharacterized. Lineage: Eukaryota; Fungi; Basidiomycota; Agaricomycetes; Agaricales; Schizophyllaceae. Bases 27 to 1880 code for a protein of 617 amino acids. The transcript has 3 exons. The record is from RefSeq and is a predicted model, not a curated record.